AUGUUAUCAGAAACUUGGCUUUCUAACAACGAACAGGUUGAAGUUGAAAAUUUUAAUCUCAUCACACAAUAUAGGCGACCAAACAUAAAGCGUGGAGGAGGGGUCUGCAUUUAUCACAAUACUGACGAUUCACAGCGGGAGUGUGCGGUCAAUGGUGAUACUCAAUUGAGAAGAGGUCCCCAGCACACAAGUCUAACUAAAUCUGCUAAUAAAAAUCUACCGUGCAUAAUCUAA
Messenger RNA from Cotesia congregata, 234 nucleotides. NCBI's taxonomy places the organism in Eukaryota, Metazoa, Arthropoda, Insecta, Hymenoptera, Braconidae. The record is from the annotation of a GenBank genome assembly.